Zonotrichia leucophrys gambelii is the source of this 726-nucleotide messenger RNA. RefSeq names its product general transcription factor IIA subunit 2 (gene GTF2A2). Gene Ontology annotation, biological process: transcription initiation at RNA polymerase II promoter; RNA polymerase II preinitiation complex assembly. Gene Ontology annotation, molecular function: TBP-class protein binding; RNA polymerase II general transcription initiation factor activity. Gene Ontology annotation, cellular component: transcription factor TFIIA complex. The transcript is spliced from 5 exons. The record is from RefSeq and is a predicted model, not a curated record. Lineage: Eukaryota; Metazoa; Chordata; Aves; Passeriformes; Passerellidae. Bases 114 to 443 code for a protein of 109 amino acids.
CGCUUCCGGCCCGCGCCGCCGGGCGGGGCCGCGCUUCCGGCCGCGCGCGAGCGAGGACAGCCCAGGCGCGCAGCCGUGGAUGAGCAGGACGUGUGCAGCCCUCGCAGGGAACCAUGGCGUACCAGCUGUAUAGGAACACCACGCUGGGCAACAGCCUUCAGGAGAGUCUGGAUGAGCUCAUACAGUCACAGCAAAUCACACCUCAGUUGGCCCUUCAGGUGCUACUUCAGUUUGAUAAAGCUAUAAAUUCAGCACUGGCACAGCGAGUCAGGAACAGAGUCAAUUUCAGGGGGUCUCUGAACACAUACAGGUUCUGUGACAAUGUAUGGACAUUUGUACUGAAUGACGUGGAAUUUAGGGAGGUCACCGAACUUGUGAAAGUGGAUAAAGUGAAAAUUGUAGCAUGUGAUGGAAAAAACACUGGUUCCAAUACUGCAGAAUGAAUAGACCUGUGGUUUGUCUGCAAUAUUUUCUGUUAGUAUGCAGCACUUUCUGGAGAGAAGCAUGGAAAGGGACUGAUCGUACUCAAUUCCUGUGAUGCAGAUGUGAGUUAAUCCAUACUAGAAAGCAUCACAGAAUGACAGCGGAAGAAAUACCUGUAGCAUUUCUUCAUUUCACCUUAUAGGGCAUGAAUAUAAUGUUACCUUUUUUUUAAUUACAAGAGAUACUGUUGUCUUUUUUUUUUGUUCAAAAUAAUUUCUGUAAUAAACUUUUAUUUAAAAACUU